This is a messenger RNA of Closterium sp. NIES-67, 1753 nucleotides long. Lineage: Eukaryota; Viridiplantae; Streptophyta; Zygnematophyceae; Desmidiales; Closteriaceae. The record is from the annotation of a GenBank genome assembly.
UACAACCCCUAGACUGCCGCUCCCUCACCCCAACUUACCCUAUUUUCCCCUCCCCUUAGUCUCGGCUUUCUAAUCUACCUGCCCCACCUGCACCAUUGCUGUUAUAAGCACACCUGUUAUAAUUUCCUAAUCCCGCUAUUGUGCUGUAACCUUCGCUGUGGGGCUGGAGCUGCUGUGGCCGUCGAUUUCUCCUUUCCGGUUGGCUGCAGCAGCGAGCGAAGCGCCGUCGCCUGACGUGUCACCAGAUCGGUGUCUGCGUGAGCGGUUCUUAAUUUGCGCGGCCCGGCGCAUGCGCCAGGGUUAGUAAGCGGUGUUUCCGGUGCCUGGUGCAUGUACGCGUAGCUCGCGAUCGCGUCCGCGCUUGCCGUAGAGCGCACGAGAGGAACACCGGAUCGCGCUAUGGCGAGCGGAGGCGGCGGGAGGGCCAGGGCGGACUACGACUAUCUUAUAAAGCUGCUGCUUAUAGGCGAUAGCGGUGUGGGGAAGAGUUGUCUCCUGCUGCGAUUCUCCGACGACUCCUUCACCACUUCCUUCAUCACCACCAUCGGCAUCGACUUCAAGAUCCGCACGAUCGAGCUGGACGGCAAGCGCAUCAAGCUGCAGAUCUGGGACACCGCGGGGCAGGAGCGGUUCCGCACCAUCACCACGGCAUACUACCGUGGAGCCAUGGGCAUCCUUCUGGUGUAUGACGUCACCGAUGAGUCAUCCUUUAACAACAUCCGCAACUGGAUCCGCAACAUAGAGCAGCACGCAUCUGAGAACGUGAACAAGAUUCUCGUGGGAAACAAGGCUGACAUGGACGAGAGUAAACGGGCAGUGCCAGCAGCACGGGGCCAGGCUCUGGCAGAUGAGUUUAACAUCAAGUUCUUUGAAGCGAGCGCCAAGUCGAAUCUGAACGUGGACAAUGUGUUCUUCACCAUUGCGCGGGACAUCAAGCAGCGCCUCGCAGAGAGUGCAGAGGACAGGCCCGAGCAACAAGCCAAGGCCAACAUUGUGAUAUCGGACACCAAGAAGCCCGCCAAGGCCAAGGGCGGGUUCUGCUGAUGGGGUUGACGGUUGGGGGGUUGGGCUGAAAGGUUGGGGGGGGGGGGGGGGGGGGGUGUUAGGUUGCUGGUGGGUGACAGGUGGGUUGAAAGAUGGCGGGAUUGUGUACUCCAUGGUGCGGGUUGAGAGACGAGGGUUUGGGAUGGGACAAGUACAGCAGAGGAGAGGAGGGGGAGAGGCCCGCCCGGCGAGGGCGAACUGAGGAUUGGGCGGGUUGAGACGUACGACGGAGUUGCUCCUUGUUGGUGGUGGCGACGUCGCGGUGCUGUGGAGAGUGGGGGUCAGUGGGGAGGACGGGGCAGAGUCAGAGGCAGUGCGGAAAGGCUGUGUGGGGAGGGGUGCGGUUUAGUGCACCACGGCUGAGAUUACGGAUGGUUAUUGCCCUUGGAUUGGAACAACAACCAGGGAUGCUUGCCGCACUGGAAGAGCAUGAGGAUAUGGCGUUUCAGUGGGGCUGGAAGGUGCUCCUGCAAUGCUCCAGCGCUCCAAGCAGAAUCAUUCUGCGACUGAGGGGCAGCAGUGUGUAUGGGACAACAUUGUCGUAGACGUGUCUACGAUAAUGUAGAAACUACCUUAGGAGGGUGGGUUGAAAAAAUACGUGCUAGUGAGUAAGGGGUGUACAGAGUCAUGAGCAGCUAUUUAUUUGUUGUUAACUUGGGAUCUUGAUGCAUAAAUGGCGAAUAGGGUUAAUGACAACUGAGGAUCUGAA